UCAACGAGUGUGGUGUGUGCUUCACACCGCAUAACAUUAACGGUCUUUAAAAUGUUGCCUGACAACGUUGACUGGCCAGUCUAGCCACUGUCCAGUCAGUGUUCGGUCGUCGAAAUGAUCCGCUCCGUCGUUGGGUGUCUAGUUGUAGUAGUGUUUGUGUUUUCCAGUCAGAUUGGAGGAGCUGCAAUCGUCAAAGAGCGCCUCUUCCACGAUGAAGCGCAUUAUCCGAAGGAUUUGGAUGGAACCAAUUCCACGCAUGAUCUAACGGCGCUUCCGAAAUGGAGCAAAUCGUCGCUGACCUACGCCAUCACAAACUACCCGAUCGGAGUGCCCGAAGGAACGGUUAGAUCUAUCAUUCGCAAAGCAUUCGAUUCAUGGAGCCGAGUUACGAAUUUGGACUUUGUGGAAAGACCAAGCACAGCUCAGACGGACAUUCAGCUUUCCUUCGCUGGGAUGAAUCACUACCGUAGAGGCAUACCGUGUCAAUACAGCCACGAAAAUACGCUUGCUCAUGCGUUUUUCCCAGAGCUUGGGGAUGUCCACUUCAACGCAAAAUAUUUUUUCACUGGUGAAACGUCAUUGGAGGAAUUUCACAAUACGGCAGUGCACGAAAUUGGACACUCGCUGGGAUUGCCGCAUUCCACUUCGAGACAGUCGGUCAUGUUCCUUGCACAACUUAUUGGUAAUUUGCUAUUUGAGCCGCAGCCGGAAGAUAUUCAGGCAAUCCAAAAACUGUACGGAGUCCGUUCAGCAACACCCUCAACAACGCAAAGUGCACCUACCGGCACUACAACCCGUCCAACACCUCGAACCACUAAACCACGAACGAAAACACUGCUCUGCUCACUAUCGUCCUACGACACCUUCGUUCUGGAUCACCGAGGCAAUAUCUGCGUUCUAGCAGGUCAAUUCUACUACAAUCUAAACGAAACUAACCCACCACCGAGGAAAAUCUCAGCCAAGUGGCCCGGGCUCCCUCAGAAAGUGAAUGCUGCCAUCACCUAUCUCGAUCAGAAAACCUACUUCUACAAAGACGAUCAAUACUGGAAGUACGAUAAACGUCGCCUGGAAGAUUCCUACCCACGACCCAUCAGCAGGGGAUUUCCGGAUAUUCCCAGCGGUUUGGAUGCAAUUUUGGCUGUCAAGUCGUAUGGAUUCUUCGCAUUCCAAGGGUCACACUACUGGUUCUACGACACAAGAAAUCCUAAACCGGUUGAGGUGGAUUAUCCUAAACCGGUGGGAGAUUUCGUCGGGUUGCCAUCGCGAGUGGAUGCAGCCGUGACGACGACGGAGGGCAGGCGAUUUCUGUUCAGUGGGAUGAAGUAUUACGAGCUUGAUAACAUGAACCGGGUUGUGCGGCGAGAAGGCGACGUGCGAAGGGAUUGGUUCAAUUGUUAGGUGAGGUUGUGCGGCGAAUCGAUUCUAGUCAUGGAACGGAAGUAUUAUUUUUAAUGAAAUAGACUAGGGAAUGGCAAGAGCCGGCUGAAAAUGUCAUUUUCAGCUAAAAGAUCUCACACGGUUUUUACAGAGAUGCUUCA
Ochlerotatus camptorhynchus is the source of this 1538-nucleotide messenger RNA. RefSeq names its product matrix metalloproteinase-19-like. Gene Ontology annotation, cellular component: extracellular matrix. Gene Ontology annotation, biological process: proteolysis; collagen catabolic process; extracellular matrix organization. Lineage: Eukaryota; Metazoa; Arthropoda; Insecta; Diptera; Culicidae. Gene Ontology annotation, molecular function: metalloendopeptidase activity; zinc ion binding. The record is from RefSeq and is a predicted model, not a curated record. The transcript has 2 exons. Bases 115 to 1398 code for a protein of 427 amino acids.